AAUCCUUCCAGAAUCAAACAGUACAAUCAACUAACUGUACUCGAUGACUUUGACUCCUUGGAUGAGGACUCGGACGACGAAGAGAAAAAGCAGAAGAAAUCGGAUUCACAGGAAACAAAACCUUUGCAAAGUUUGCCAGAAGUCCGCCAGUUGCCAUCGGAGACCCCGCAGACGGUCACCAGGACGCCAUUAGCGCAGGAGGAGAGGCAACCGAUCUCACCACACACAUCCUCCGGUAAUCCGGUUGAAGAAGAUCAGUCAGUCCUUUCCGGUGGAGAAGAACUUCCACCCGUCUGCUCGACUGAUGAGGAGUCCUCGCCCUCGUUGGACCCUGUGGCACCUCCGACCUCAGAUUCUAUUGCUGUAUCACCUAGUCCAGCCUCUGUUCCCGACCCCCAGGAGUACAUCCGUAUGUUGAAAGAGGUGAAUCGUCUUCGUGAAGAACUGCAACGCGUUCAAGGAGUGACAGCUCCCCAGGAGGCCCUAAAGACCGAGGACAUAAAGUCUCUUACGUAA
Messenger RNA from Dibothriocephalus latus, 516 nucleotides. NCBI's taxonomy places the organism in Eukaryota, Metazoa, Platyhelminthes, Cestoda, Diphyllobothriidea, Diphyllobothriidae. The record is from the annotation of a GenBank genome assembly.